AUGUUGGGAGGGUUUAUUUUGUUAAAGACUUGUUUGUCACUGUGUUGCAGCAAAGUCACUGAGAAUGCAAAGAAUUCCUUGGCCACUCUUAAGAGAGAAAACCCUCGGCUUGAGCCAACGCUUGCCAUUAUUCAGGCACGCAAUGACCAGUUGAUUCAAGAAGCAAACAAGAACUUUGCCAAAGAGAUUGGUCUACGUGUUAUUCAUAUCUGUCUUCCUGAAGGCAGCACCAAGGAUGAGAUUGUCAGUGAAAUCUUGAGACUUAAUGAGGAUCCUAACGUGCAGGGCCUUGCUCUUGACCUCCCAGAAAGCUUAUAUAGCAGUAAGGUAUUAAAUGCUGUGAAACCAGAGAAGGAUGUGGAUGGAUUAUCCAGUGUAAACCUAGGACGCUUGGUUCGUGGUGAUGUCUAUGACUGUCUAGUUCCUCCUACAGUGUGUGCUGUGAUGGAGCUUCUUGAAGAUGUAGGUGGGAAGAAGGUUCUGCUGCUGGGAGCGCGCGGGGCAGAGGCUGCUGCCCUGCAGAGCGUGCUGCAGCGCGAGGGAGCCGCCGUCCUCAGCUGCCACUGGAAAUCUCCGCAGCUGCAGAGUGAGCUCCGUCACGCAGACGUGGUGCUGUUUGGCAGUACGAAACCCGAUGAUGUUCCUGUGAGCUGGAUAAAGCCCGGGGCCACCGUUAUCAACUGUGCUCAUGGUCUUCUGUCAGAGAAACAUAACUGUGGUCAGCAGAACAACCCUGCUGCUGAAAAAACUGUUGGUUCUCUUGUAGUAGCAAUGAGAAUGCAGAACAUGGUAAAAAACAUGGAGCGAUGGAUCCAGUCCCAGCAGUACAGGAAGUGGGACCUCCACUGUUUGAAACUGCAGCCCCUCUCCCCAGUGCCCAGUGAUAUUGAGAUUUCCCGAGCACAGAGUCCAAAAGCUGUUGAUGUACUUGCCAAGGAGAUAGGAUUGCUUACAGAUGAAAUUGAGAUCUAUGGCCAAACCAAAGCCAAAGUACGUUUGUCCCUGCUGGAAAGGUUAAAGGAUCAACCAGAUGGAAAAUAUGUUCUAGUUGCUGGAAUAACCCCUACACCCCUAGGAGAGGGGAAAAGCACUGUCACAGUUGGUCUCGUUCAGGCGCUUACUGCACACCUUAACAUUAAUUCCUUUGCUUGUCUGAGACAACCUUCUCAAGGACCUACUUUUGGAGUGAAAGGUGGAGCAGCUGGAGGUGGAUAUGCUCAAGUGAUCCCCAUGGAGGAGUUCAAUCUUCAUUUAACUGGAGAUAUUCAUGCUAUAACUGCUGCAAAUAAUUUGCUGGCUGCUGCUAUUGAUGCUAGGAUCUUGCAUGAGAAUACUCAAUCUGAUAAGUCUUUGUAUAAUAGGCUCGUUCCAGUAGUGAAUGGCGUGAGAGGAUUUUCUGCUAUUCAGCUUGCCCGUCUGAGAAGGCUGGGAAUAAACAAGACUGAUCCUGAGACUUUAACAGAAAAGGAGAUCAGCAAAUUUGUGCGCCUUGACAUUGACCCAUCAACCAUAACAUGGCAAAGAGUGGUGGAUACAAAUGACAGGUUCCUGCGCAAAAUAACAGUUGGGCAGGCAAAUACGGAGAAAGGAUUUAUCCGUCAGGCUCAGUUUGAUAUUGCUGUUGCAAGUGAGAUUAUGGCCAUCCUGGCACUUACCACCAGCCUUCAAGAUAUGAAAGAAAGACUGGGGAAAAUGGUGGUGGCUAAUGACCAGAAAGGAGAACCAGUAACAGCAGAGGAUUUGGGAGUAACUGGUGCUUUGGCAGUUUUGAUGAAAGAUGCAAUUAAGCCCACGCUAAUGCAGACAUUAGAGGGAACACCAGUAUUUGUUCACGCUGGACCUUUCGCUAACAUUGCACAUGGAAAUUCUUCUGUUUUGGCAGAUAAAAUUGCUCUUAAGUUAGUUGGAGAGAAAGGAUUUGUAGUAACUGAAGCUGGCUUUGGUGCUGACAUUGGGAUGGAGAAAUUCUUCAACAUCAAAUGCAGAGCAUCUGGCUUGGUUCCCAGUGUGGUUGUACUUGUUGCUACAGUGAGGGCUUUGAAGAUGCAUGGAGGUGGGCCAAAUGUGACUGCUGGUGCCCCCUUGAAGAAAGAAUACACAGAAGAGAACCUCCAGCUGGUAGCUGAUGGCUGCUGUAAUCUACAGAAACAGAUUCAAAUUACUCAGCUCUUUGGAGUUCCUGUUGUGGUUGCUCUGAACGUCUUCAAAACUGACUCUCCAGCUGAGGUUGAUCUGGUGUGUAAGAUUGCAAAGGAGUCUGGAGCAUUUGAUGCUGUACCCUGCAAUCACUGGUCGGCUGGUGGUAGAGGAGCAGUAAAAUUAGCUCAAGCUGUGGAAAAGGCAGCCAAUCAAAAAAACAGUUUCAAAUAUCUCUACAGCUUGGAGCUUCCUAUUGUUGAAAAAAUAAGGAUCAUUGCUCAGAAGGUGUAUGGAGCUCAGGAUAUAGAGUUGUCUCCUGUUGCGCAGUCUCAAGUCGAUCGCUAUACCCGGCAGGGAUUUGGAAACCUUCCCAUUUGUAUGGCAAAAACUCACCUAUCCCUCUCCCAUCAGCCUGAGAGGAAGGGUGUUCCCACUGGUUUCAUUUUGCCGAUUACCGAAGUGCGAGCCAGCAUUGGAGCUGGAUUCAUCUACCCUCUGGUAGGAACGAUGAGCACCAUGCCAGGACUGCCCACAAGGCCGUGCUUCUAUGACAUUGACCUUGACCCCAUCACAGAGCAAGUGAAAGGAUUGUUUUGAGAGUGACAUCCAAAUUCAGAAGCCUGAAAAUUAAGAACUGCAACUUCCCUGUUUCCUGCAAGUAGGAGACAAAAAGUGAAUCUGAAAUAUUCCUGUUAUUUUUCUCUGGAGGAAUGUCAAGAUAGACCAAAGAGCAAAAGUUUACUCUUUCUUCAAACUAGUUUUUAUGAUGAAAUAUAGCUGUAAGGUUAAAAAAAACAAAAAAAAACCAAAAAAAAACCAAAAAAAAACCAAAAAACAAAAAAAAAAAAACCAACAAAAAACAAGCCAGCAAGCUAAAGUUUUACUUGCUGUAACACAGGAAGCUCUCUACUGGGGCUUACGCUUGUUAGUGGAUAAAAUGACAUUGAAAAAGAGCAGUUUUUCAACUCAGAGUUUUUGUCUUUUCUCAGAGGAGUGUACCAAAGUAUUUCCUUUAUCUUGGCUAUCUACUAAAAACUUGCAUAAACAUGACUGUGCUGUGUGACCAAGCCUAUUUCUCUCUGAAAAGUACACUUUUGCUCCUGGCAUUCAAGAGCUGAAACUACACACAGAUUAACUGCACAUUUUUGAGUUAUCAUCAAGCGUUGCUCUGGAUGCGUUUGGGCAACAGCCAAGCUUCAAGCAAGGAAGAUAUUAAACAGAGAAAGAACAGAGCAUGUAUUUUGUAAAAGGUUUUUAAUGUAUAAUUUGUUUCCUUGUUGGGCAAAGAUCUUUUGAAACACUUAAGCCAUAGCUGUCUUGUAUGCAUAGGUCUGUCUUUAUCUGAAGCGUGUGUUACGGGCUGUCCAGCUGAUUAUGUGCUUGUUGUGGUGAAGCUGGUCGUUCAGACAGGGCACUGCUCCUUCUGAAGUGCUGUUUUGCUCCUGUUCAUGGCUAAUGAAGCCUCCUGCUGUGCUGGCUCCCGACCUAGAGUUUUUCCCUGGCAGUACACAAGGGCCCAGUAACAACAGAGGAACGUCCAUCAAGCAGGGAUUCGGACAGGGCACAGCUUUUUUCUGCUUCAUUUUGCAGGUUUUAACGACCACACUUGUAAAAGUGGAGGGCAUUUCCAUUUGAAGGGGUAUUCAAACAAGUUGAAUUGCAAACCAUGUGCUUUAAUUUGUCUCAGUAACUUUACUUUCCUGGUUUUUCCUAAAACCUGUAUCAAAAGGCAAGCCUUAGGCACAGGAUACAGCAUUUAACUUUCCAAGCUGCUACUCCUCAGGAAACUCUCGCUGACUGACUGUUGGUUCCUUCAAUAACAAAAAAUUCGACAGAACAAUAGGGUGAAUCGAGACAAUAGGCCAUUGUUUUUUUUAGGUAAAAAGCGGUGAAAUAAUGAUGAGAGAGUUUAUUUUCCUGAUGACGUUUUCCAUCCUGUCGCUUUGCUCUGCUUACGCACAUCUGCAUGUUAUGGGCUUUUGCAGUGUAGCCUUGGUUCCCUUCUGCAGAGCCACAUUUGGAGACUUAAUUAUCUCAGGAACUCUGUAGUAAUUGAGGGGUUUGUUUUGGUUCUUAAAAUCAAGCUUUGUUAUUUAUAAACUCAAAACUAUAAUUAUGGACAGUAUAGCAAACUGGGGACAAUUAAUUGUCUGCCUUCCCUGGAGUAGCACGGAGAUAUCUGCUGACUGCAUUUCAGUGCUAUUCAUAGCGUGGUCCUCCAGCACCACAGGGAUUGCUGUGAAGAUAAAUUUAAAUGUAAAAACUAGAGCAAUUUAAUAUUUUAUCUGUACUAGACAAUAGAGCUCUUAACAGCCUAGACUCUGGAUGUUUUAAUUACACUGGGGCAUGACAAACAUGAUGAGUAGAAAGUCAGAUUCAAGCUCUCAGAGCUGCUGGGAAGAGAGAUUUCUUAUAUUCUCUAUUAAAUUGUGCCACAAAAUAGAACUCAAUACUAUUCAUAUACAAGUGUUGUAAAUCAGUCUUGCACACAUUCAUCUAUUUAGCCAAGAAAUAACCAAAAAGUUUUGGAAGGAAGUAUGGUUUCAAAACAUAGUUUUCCUAGUAGCUUCCUUACAAGAAAAAUAAACAACAUUUUUCUCCAUUUUGUCCAGAGAAAUUCAGAAAAUACAUAAUUGUGCCUUUCUAGGAGUCACUGUGGUUCCCCUGCAGGUGCACUGGAAUUGUCCCCAUGCAGUGUAGGAUACUGUAUGUGGCACUGGCUGAUUGCCUGUGAAGCUUCUCUGAGGAUGUGGAUGUUUGAGCAACAAGUUUUACAAGUCAUCUCAAGCUACUGUUUGAUAUUUCUAUAGUGUUGUCUCCAUCUCAUCCCUUCAGGCCACACAUGCUGGGACCAUUUAUCUGACCCAUCAGUCUCUCCCUAAAACACCAUUCCAGUUCAUUUAGUUGACAGCUGACAAACAUCCUGUAAUUUUUCUACCAUCGUGUGCACAGGACUUGUUAUAUUGUUUAGAUAGCUCCAGUAAUUCAAGGAAAGCUGAAAUGGCCCACUUGUCUUUUGUCGUAGCUUUUCCCCCACCCCAUCUAGUUAACUAGCUCCAAAAUCUCUCAAGCUAUUGCAUUUUUGGUCCUUUGUCAUGAUCCAGGCAGAUGGAGCUACUGGCCACCAGCUGAGCUGCAGAAACUGACACAGUAUGUUCCCUGAUUCUGAGGGACCACCCUGAUUCUGAGGCCUUGCUCCCGAAGAGUUUAACAUGAAAACUUUUUAAGAUCAGUCUUAUUAGUAUAUGUGUCAGUUGUUACAUGGCCAUGACUGUGGGACUCCUGUUUUUUUUUUGCAUCUACUCUGAGCAGCGUUGUCACAUGGCAGAACCACAGCUUUAUAAGGCAGCUUGCCAAGCUUAUCCCUGCGUUUGCUGAAGUGUGUUUAGCACCAUGCGGUUGUUUAUAAUCAGAAGAUCUGCUUUCUGUAGUGACUGAAUACUUUGUUAUUGCUACUGCUAAACUAAUUCUGCAAUGGCAUUGAAAUACUUCAGAAUACAUGCAACAGGUUUCUUCAUUUGUAGUUUGAAAUUCAAGCUCCCAGAAUUUCAGUUGCCAUGAACAUGAAAAUAAAGUCUGUGUUCUAAGAUUUA
Messenger RNA from Poecile atricapillus (Black-capped chickadee), 5732 nucleotides. It is a transcript of the gene MTHFD1L, whose product is annotated as methylenetetrahydrofolate dehydrogenase (NADP+ dependent) 1 like. Gene Ontology annotation, molecular function: methylenetetrahydrofolate dehydrogenase (NADP+) activity; formate-tetrahydrofolate ligase activity; ATP binding. The transcript has 27 exons. Gene Ontology annotation, biological process: tetrahydrofolate interconversion. Lineage: Eukaryota; Metazoa; Chordata; Aves; Passeriformes; Paridae. Gene Ontology annotation, cellular component: mitochondrion; cytosol. The record is from RefSeq and is a predicted model, not a curated record. Bases 1 to 2736 code for a protein of 911 amino acids.